Leptinotarsa decemlineata (Colorado potato beetle) is the source of this 563-nucleotide messenger RNA. RefSeq lists its product as uncharacterized. Lineage: Eukaryota; Metazoa; Arthropoda; Insecta; Coleoptera; Chrysomelidae. The record is from RefSeq and is a predicted model, not a curated record.
UCUAACUUUGUACACAUAUUGAUAGAUGGCACAAGAAACUAAUACUGUAACAUUGGUUGCGUCUUAAUAAAAAUGAGGAAAGCGCCGCGUUCAAUGCAGAAUAACGACGCUUCUUGAAUGUCUUAGAUUUUAUCUUGAGCCAGUGGACGGAAUUAGUACUUAACCACAGAUGUCAAAUUCAGUAGUGAGACGGUUUCAAGCGAUGGAAGCUGGAGGAAACAAGGAUGACACAUUUCCAGCUCUCCCCGAAUUCUCAGUUAUACGUGAGACUUCUUCAAGUGCAGUUCGGGUACGUUAUACCCCGGAACACUUUUGGUGUAACUAUUUGUGUCAUCGGGCUUUGAGUUUUUCAGAAGUAUCAAUUAUUGUAAAAUGUCUUACGAAGAGGAACAAAAACGACUCAAACAUUUAUGGGAAGAGUUUGGCGCCAGUUCUGAUGAUGAUGAUGAUUUAUUCAUUGGCAGUAAUUCUGAAGGUGAGGAUGGAAUUCAAGAAGAAGUCGGAAUCGCUGGAAGAGAUGAAGAACACCCAAUAGAAGAAACAGAAUAUGCUGAAGAAGGAAC